Molecule: messenger RNA, 568 nt
Organism: Ctenocephalides felis (cat flea)
Lineage: Eukaryota; Metazoa; Arthropoda; Insecta; Siphonaptera; Pulicidae
Product: gastrula zinc finger protein XlCGF49.1-like
Exons: 1
Biological process (GO): regulation of transcription by RNA polymerase II
Molecular function (GO): DNA-binding transcription factor activity, RNA polymerase II-specific; RNA polymerase II cis-regulatory region sequence-specific DNA binding
Source: RefSeq, a predicted model, not a curated record
ACCAACAAAUCAAAAAACAAAAUAAAACCCUUCCAAUGUGUAUACUGCUCCCAGUCCUUCACCCGCAACGACAACCUCCUCGUCCACAUCAAAAUCCACACCCAAGAAACACCUUACAAGUGCCCCGAAUGCCACAAACAAUUCUCCCAACAACGCUACCUCGCCAGACACUCCAAGAUCCACACCGAAGACCGCCCUUAUAAAUGCACCACAUGCCCCAAGGCCUUCAAAACCUCCAGCCAUCUCACCAACCACACCAGGACCCACACCGGAGAACGCCCUUACACCUGCCAAGUAUGUAAUAACAGAUACAGCAACCCGGCUACACUGGGGCACCAUGUCAAGACACACAUGAAACAGAAGCCUUAUCAAUGCAAGUUUUGUAAUAAGGAGUUCUCGAGGCGUAAUCGGUUGGUGACACAUACUAGUAUUCAUACGGGAAAGCCUUACAGGUGUGAUUUGUGCGAUAAGGCUUUUACAGAAGCGGGGAAACUUGCUGGGCAUAUGAAUACUUUGACACAUUUGAAGAACUUGGCUAAGUUUAAUGGGAUUGAUUGCACGGAGUAAA